This is a messenger RNA of Clunio marinus, 733 nucleotides long. The record is from the annotation of a GenBank genome assembly. Lineage: Eukaryota; Metazoa; Arthropoda; Insecta; Diptera; Chironomidae.
UAAAAUAAAAAUGAAAGAAAUUUUUAACUUAAUCACGAUUCAAGCUGCAAAUAUCUUGCAGUUCACGGAUUGAUAAUUAAAAGUGAGGAAAGAAAAAAAAUUUCUCUUAAAAUUAUUCAAGAAUUUCUCCAGAGAUUAAUUUGAGACAUAAAAUGAAAAUCAAUUUUACAAAGUCAUCUCUAAAGCCACAUCAAAAUGUUUCUCUUCAAUAAGUAAUAAAGGCAACCCGCAGUGAGUGUAUCACCAUUUAGAAAUUAAUUAAUCAAUUCGGAAUGUCACGAUGUAGAGUUGAAGCUGCCGCAAGUAAAUAAGGAAUAAAGAAGUUCAAUUCAAAAAGUAUUCAAACAAAUAUUUGGUUUGGGAUUUUACAUUGAUUCCGACGAAAAGACAACUGAGAGGCGAAAGAAAAAAAAUGAACGCUCUAAGAAACGUUCAACAUUCAACCGUAAACUGUAAAGUCAAGCAGAACAUUUCGACUCCAUCCACUGACCUACGCUCCAACUCAAGACGGCUGAAAUGUCAUAAAAUAUACAAUCGAAGCUCAACUAUGGCACUAUAUCACGCAACGAUUUACAUAAAAUUACAUUAGUCACAAUUUUUCAAAAUAUACAUCACAAUAAGAAAGGUUGACAGUGUGGUUGCAAUACUGGCCGAGAAUAUUUACACUUAAAAUCGUUGAAAAGUAACUAACAAGAAGCUUCUUGCACCCUUUUUUGAUGAAUAAAGAAUGAGA